CAAAACUUGGAAACCAAACAGAGUAGGCAUUGCAGAAACAAAGAAAGAAAAAUGUCGUUCAAGCGCGGGAAAGGGAAGGACAAGGAGGAAGAAGACUUCAUCUCGGAGAACGCGCCUCCGAAGAAAGCAUCGAAGACUUCCGGUGGCGAAGAAGAAGAGGACGGCAGCAUCUUCAUCUGUGAAGUCUCAAAAAACCGUAGGGUUUCUGUCAGGAACUGGAAUGGAAAAGUGUUUGUUGAUAUCCGUGAGUUUUAUCUGAAAGAUGGGAAGCAAAUGCCUGGAAAGAAAGGUAUCUCGUUAAGCAUGGAUCAGUGGAAAGAACUUCGUGCUCAUGUGGAUGAAAUCGACAAGGCUCUUGCCUAGUAAAUGCUCGUAACAAGUAAGACUAAAAUGCUAGUAUUUAACCCGGAUGAUCUGAAAUGUGUAGUUUUUUAGAAUGUUUGUUCGUAUGUUUUACUCUUAUGCGACUUUGUGCGGUUUUCGUUUGAAUGGAGCCAUUGCAGUUUUCUGCUACUUGUUAUUUA
Messenger RNA from Helianthus annuus (common sunflower), 524 nucleotides. Its product is annotated as RNA polymerase II transcriptional coactivator KIWI. Bases 52 to 363 code for a protein of 103 amino acids. Gene Ontology annotation, cellular component: nucleus; transcription regulator complex. The record is from RefSeq and is a predicted model, not a curated record. The transcript is spliced from 3 exons. Gene Ontology annotation, molecular function: transcription coactivator activity; DNA binding. Gene Ontology annotation, biological process: positive regulation of transcription initiation by RNA polymerase II. NCBI's taxonomy places the organism in Eukaryota, Viridiplantae, Streptophyta, Magnoliopsida, Asterales, Asteraceae.